GCUGCCCGAUGCAACAACACUCCAAGGCACUCACAUUGCUUUUGAUCUCUCCUCUCCUCUCCUCUCUUCUCCUCCCCGGCUCACUCUCUCGCCCUCAACACCAAGAAAAGAUCGAUUCCGGAGUGUCGAGUCGAUCGAUCGCAAAGAACUCGAUCACCCGGGUUCUGAAUCGCGCCAUCUCGGCCUGAUAUCGGCGUAGGAAGAGUUCACCUCGAUCGGAGGCGACAUCAGGCGGUCUUGUUCUUGGAUCGAACCGAUGAUGGCGGUGAAGGGCUACUUCCGGGCGCCGAGGCUCCCCGGGCGGAAGCAGCAGCAGCAGCAGCAGGCGGAGCUGUACGGCGGGGAGAGCCCGAGCGCCGCGCUGCUGGACGCCGGCGACGGGAUGGCGGCGGUACCCAGGGGGUACUUCGCGGUGUAUGUGGGCGCCGAGGCGCGGUGGUUCGUGGUGCCGACGAGCUACCUCCGCCAGCCGGCGUUCCGGGACCUCAUGGAGCGCGCCGCCGAGGAGUUCGGAUUCGCGCAGGCCGGCGGCAUCCGCAUCCCGUGCCGCGAGGACGACUUCGAGGCCACCGUCGCCGCGUUCGACGACGCUGUUGCGGCGCGCCGGCGCCGGCGCCGGCGGCCCGGCAGGGUCGGCACGGCGGCGGCCAAAUUGCCCAAGGCCUGGUCGUUGUAGCAAGCUAGAAACCUGGCAGCCAUGCAUGCAUGUAGAAUUGCAGUCAUGGAGAUCAAGAUCGUGAUGAAGACGGAAGCAAAGGAUUAUUUUCAUCU
Molecule: messenger RNA, 771 nt
Organism: Panicum virgatum (switchgrass)
Lineage: Eukaryota; Viridiplantae; Streptophyta; Magnoliopsida; Poales; Poaceae
Product: auxin-induced protein X10A-like
Exons: 1
Coding region: 257-676 (139 amino acids)
Biological process (GO): response to auxin
Source: RefSeq, a predicted model, not a curated record